Molecule: messenger RNA, 615 nt
Organism: Pelobates cultripes (western spadefoot toad)
Lineage: Eukaryota; Metazoa; Chordata; Amphibia; Anura; Pelobatidae
Source: the annotation of a GenBank genome assembly
AUGGCGAUUGACCUAUACAAAUUACAAAGAACACUAUACAGCAAUGAAAUAAGGAAGGAAGAAACUCUCAGUACAGCGCAUGUGUUCCCCAGUCGGACAAAAAAGGACAUUUACACACCUAAUCCUUCGAUCAAAAUAUUUAUGCAAAUGCUCCGCCAUGAUGUUCAUUCAAUGUUGUCUGCAAUACCCCCCUAUAGGGAUAAUCUAUCGAAAGAGGAACAUGUCGCUCUAAAGGAUCUGAUGCAAGAUCCUACCAUCAUAGUAAGACCAGCAGAUAAGGGUGGCGCAGUGGUUAUACAAACAUACGCGGACUAUAGGAAUGAAAUUAUGCGUCAGCUAAAUGAUGAAUCAACAUACCGGAGACUUACAUUUGACCCCGUCAGUAAGUUUCAAAAGAGGAUUGAACAGCUAAUUGAAUUGGGAUUGUCACAUCGGUAUGUAGAUGAGAACACUGCUAAGUUCCUAUAUGUGAAAUAUCCAAAACACCCUGUUCUAUAUACCCUACCAAAAGUGCACAAGAGUCUUGAACAUCCGCCGGGCCGACCAAUAGUGUCCGCAAAAGAGGGUCUGUUGGAACCUAUUGCACAAUUUAUUGACUACCACAUCAAUGCAAGU